This is a messenger RNA of Anarrhichthys ocellatus (wolf-eel), 1460 nucleotides long. RefSeq names its product cAMP-regulated phosphoprotein 19-like. Gene Ontology annotation, molecular function: protein phosphatase inhibitor activity. Gene Ontology annotation, cellular component: cytoplasm. The transcript is spliced from 3 exons. The record is from RefSeq and is a predicted model, not a curated record. NCBI's taxonomy places the organism in Eukaryota, Metazoa, Chordata, Actinopteri, Perciformes, Anarhichadidae. Bases 98 to 571 code for a protein of 157 amino acids.
ACAGAUUAAUGUGAUGAUCUGAUUGUACCGGUCUGUUUUCCCAUCUGCAUCUCUGGCAUCGAUUCACCGGCCUGUUGCUGGACAGGCUGUGCAUGACAUGCUGCUGUCCUCGCCCGCCGAUUCGUCUCCAUCUGCCUGCAGCCUGUACCACCUUCCAUCUUCCAGAAGAGCUGGUUUAACGGCUAACGUUUCACCCGCGGUUUUGCAAGCAAAGCAGGGAUUCAACACAGCAAUGUCUGAGGAGGUCGAAGGAACGAGGACUUCGGAGGAACAGCAGGAAAUGGAGGACAAAGUAAUUAGUCCUGAAAAAGCAGAGGAGGCCAAACUGAAGGCCAGGUAUCCUAACCUGGGAGCCAAGCCUGGGGGCUCAGACCUGCUCAGGAAAAGACUUCAGAAGGGGCCAAAGUAUUUUGACUCUGGUGACUACAACAUGGCCAAGGCAAAGAUGAAGAAUAAACAGUUGCCAUCGGCCCCAACAGAGAAGACGGAGAUCACCGGGGGGCACAUCCCAACACCUCAGGACCUGCCUCAAAGGAAGACUUCAAUUGUGGCCAGCAAACUGGCUGGUUGAUGGUUUCAUGUUUUACUCUCUUGUUACCAUUCCGACACCCACUUCAUAUCUACCUGCUGUUUACGUUUUUGUUUGUUUUUCACCUUUCUAUGUAUUCUCCAAGAACAAGUAAUGUACCAAGCCAAAUUCUUGAGACAAAGGCACUGAAUUUUGAGUGGGUUAAAUCAAAUAAGUAGCUGAACAUGUUUCAAGAUCUUAAAAAAAGUAAAUUGUGAUUGAUUAUAAACGAUAUUAUAAAAAUGAAUGGAUGUUAAUGGUAUCUCGCAUAACAUUUUCACCUUUAAGGAUAUAUAUGCCUCCGUACAAAUUGCUUGUCUAACAGAAGUUGAAGAACCUCCGCAGAGAAAUCUUGUUCUGCCAUAUUACUGAUAAUUACUGAGGCAAAAAUACUUGAGUUAUGACCGCAGACAGUUUGCAUUUAUGUAUGAAGUAGAAGUGUGACAGAUAUGCUGCUCAUAUGGAGGCAUAUCUGUUUUAAAUAGUGAAGUGAUGUUAUCUUGCUUUUUUCUUUUCUAAUCCUUUGUUUGUGUCCCCUCUCUAUGAAGCUGUUUGAUUCUGUGCUUUCAAAGUACUGACAAUUAGACCACACACUUUAUAGCCAGCUGUAUUUUAAUUCAUUUUAGUGACAUUCGUUUGCAAGGACUUGCUGCUGGUGUCCAUUUCAUCCUAACCUCUAAAAUGGCCUUAAAAGUAAUGAACCGUUGUUCCUCUUGAGCAAUAUUUGCUCCCUCAGUGAGAAUCUUGGUUAUGAAUUUUGCCUGAAAUGUCUGUCACUGUCUGACUGGAAUCACUUAGGAUUUUAUGGAAAGAAGCUCCCAUGACAUGUCUGGAGUGUGCAUGUGCAGUCAUACUGUGCCAUUUGUUUUGUAAAUAAAAUAGUUUUGCAUAA